CAAAAAAAAAGUAAAAUCCUAAUCGGACGGUCCAUGUUCAAAGUCCUCAUUUGAGCAUCUUCUCCCAACUGCUUGUAUCCACAACUCUCCAAGCUUCAAUUCCAUCAAAGAUUAUAACUUUAUACUCAAAUUGGGUCAGCACAAUAAUAGCUUCAUUUCAAAAUUCAAUGGGUUUCUCUCAUUUGCGAUCCGACCAUGGUCUGUAUUUUGUGAAUCCAACAACAGCAAACUAUAAAUCAGAUUUCUCCUCGCUAAGUUUUGCUAGAAAGUUUACCUUCAGCUUCAAAAGUGGUAGAGGAAUACUACGGGCUACAUUAUUAUCAGGAGAAGAUAAUGUCUGGUCUCGUUUUAACAACCAAGGUGCAGGAAAAGGUUCUUUCGUUAAUAAUGGAGUCGAACAAACUGCAAUUCAGCAACAACCUAAUGAAAUAGCUGUUGGAACACCUGAUGCCGUAAUAACUCCAAACAGAAGUGGGUUUCUCUCUGGUGUUAAUGAGUUUGACUUGGAUCAUGCCGUUGAAGGAUUCUCUUCUAUUCCAGAGGCUAUUGAGGACAUUCGUCAGGGCAAGAUGGUAAUUGUUGUAGAUGAUGAAGACAGAGAAAACGAGGGUGAUCUAAUAAUGGCAGCACAAUUGGUGACACCUGAAGCAAUGGCCUUCAUUGUAAAACAUGGAACUGGAAUUGUGUGUGUAAGUAUGAAAGGUGAAGACCUAGACAGGCUUCAACUUCCUCUAAUGGUGCCGCCAAAGGAAAAUGAGGAGAAACUCAGUACUGCUUUCACUGUUUCUGUGGAUGCAAAAUAUGGUACCACAACAGGUGUAUCCGCACGUGAUAGGGCAAAAACAGUUUUGGCUUUAGCAUCUGCUGAUUCAAAACCUGAGGAUUUCAACCGACCUGGACACAUUUUCCCACUCAAGUAUAGAGAAGGAGGGGUGCUAAAAAGAGCUGGCCAUACUGAAGCUUCUGUUGAUCUUGCUGUAUUGGCUGGGCUGGACCCUGUUGCUGUUCUUUGUGAAAUUGUUGAUGAUGAUGGUUCCAUGGCCAGGUUGCCGAGGCUUCGUCAUUUUGCUGAAGCUGAGAACUUAAAGAUUGUAUCCAUUGCCGAUUUGAUCAGGUAUAGAAGGAAAAGAGAGAAACUGGUGGAGCUCGCUGCUGCUGCACCCAUACCAACAACGUGGGGACCUUUUAAAGCCUACUGUUUUAAGUCUAUCUUGGAUGGAAUUGAGCAUAUUGCCAUGGUCAAAGGUGAUGUUGGAGAUGGGAAAGAUGUCCUUGUCAGAGUGCACUCAGAGUGUCUCACUGGCGACAUAUUUGGGUCAGCCCGAUGCGACUGUGGUAAGCAGUUGGCGCUUGCAAUGAACCAAAUUGAACAAGCUGGAAGGGGUGUGUUAGUAUAUCUCCGCGGGCAUGAAGGAAGGGGAAUAGGUUUGGGACAUAAACUUCGUGCUUACAUACUGCAAGAUGAGGGGCACGACACGGUUGAAGCUAAUGAAGAGUUGGGAUUACCUGUUGAUUCACGGGAGUAUGGCAUUGGUGCACAGAUACUACGAGAUUUGGGUGUUCGAACCAUGCAACUGAUGACAAACAACCCCGCGAAGUAUGUUGGGCUAAAAGGAUAUGGUCUGGCAAUUUCAGGUAGAGUUCCCCUGUUGGCUCCUAUAACUACAGAAAAUAAGAGGUACUUAGAGACCAAACGCGUGAAAUUGGGGCACGUAUAUGACUCCAACAACGAUGCCAAUGGCUACAUUAAUGGUUCUGAAGUUGGUAAAACAAGCCACGAUGAAUUACAUGACAACGCUGACUGAAAAUCAUCUAAACAUCUGCAGCCAAAAAACUGAUUCGAGGUUCAAUUCUAUGACUUGCAUUUACUGGAAAGACUGUUCCAAACAUUUUUUUAGUCCUGUUGGUUAAAUGUACUUUUUUCUUCUUCUUUUUCUCUUGUAGAAGAGUUCAAAGGGGAAGUGAUUACAAAAGUUUUGAAGAAACAUUUCUGUUGUAGGUAAAGUUUAUAUCAACUAGUUGGGAUCGAGACGUAGUUAAUUGAAUAAAACUCUUUUCACUUAAUUAAAAGAGCUAUCAAAUUGAAUA
Solanum dulcamara is the source of this 2088-nucleotide messenger RNA. Its product is annotated as bifunctional riboflavin biosynthesis protein RIBA 1, chloroplastic-like. The transcript has 7 exons. Gene Ontology annotation, molecular function: 3,4-dihydroxy-2-butanone-4-phosphate synthase activity; GTP cyclohydrolase II activity. The record is from RefSeq and is a predicted model, not a curated record. Gene Ontology annotation, biological process: riboflavin biosynthetic process. Bases 168 to 1805 code for a protein of 545 amino acids. NCBI's taxonomy places the organism in Eukaryota, Viridiplantae, Streptophyta, Magnoliopsida, Solanales, Solanaceae. Gene Ontology annotation, cellular component: chloroplast.